Messenger RNA from Bursaphelenchus xylophilus (pine wood nematode), 1224 nucleotides. The record is from the annotation of a GenBank genome assembly. NCBI's taxonomy places the organism in Eukaryota, Metazoa, Nematoda, Chromadorea, Rhabditida, Aphelenchoididae.
AUGAGGGUUUUGGCCAUUCUUUUUUUGUUUGUGGCCGGUAUGUUUUUACUUUUUUACACCCCUCUAGCAUUACAUAUAAAUCGGUUAUUGAUUUCAAUUUUUUGCAGGCCUGUGUUCAGCUGACCUUUACGGUGACAUAAUAGAAAACGUAAGUGAGGGAAACGGUCCAAUCGUAAGAAAACAAAAAAAAGGUUUGGUAAUUUUCUGAUCCAUUUUCGCAGAGUGCAUGUCGCUAAAAUCACUCCUGCGACUUUGCGAACGGACCAGUACACUGUACGAAGUACCUUUUGUUUGAGCUUUUUUUCCAAAUUAGCCGGUUCUUUCGAAAAGUUGUAAAAAAUUGGGAUUUGUUUUUGAUUUGAAAAGCGAGAAUUGGCCUAGAUUUUAGAAAUGUUUAGCUAAUUUUUUUGUAAAUAAUCAUUAUUUCCGCGUAAAAAUGGAGAAGAUGCAGCUCAAACUUUUUUCUUUGGUGGUCUCUUCAUUUUCAAUAGUCUCUCACCGCAAAAUCGCCGUAUAGCGCCUAAAAACUGGUAGUUAUGUACAAUAUUUUUUUAGUAGAAUACAUGUGGCCUACGCAGUUUUUUUUUAUUUUUAGGCGGUCAUGGAGAUGCUUAAGACGGGUGAAAAGGUAUGUCUACGAUAUUUUUUUAGUGGAAUACAUAUGUAACCUACGGAGAUUUUUUUCUUUUUAGACAUGGGAAGAGAUCCACGAUAAGGGUAAAGAGGUAUGUCUACAAUAUUUUUUUAGUGGGAUACAUGUAUGUGGGCUACGCAGAUUUUUUUCUUUUUAGGUGGGCACAAAGAUCGCCGAGACGAAUAGAGAGGUAUGCGUACAAUAUUUUUUGAGUGGAAUGCAUAUGUGGCUAGGCAGAUGUUUUUUCUUUCUAGAUAAUGGAAGAGAUGCUCGAGAAGGUCAAGCAGCUUCAGCGGGAGAAAUUGGUUAUCGAUGCGAUCCAGGAAUACGAAGAUUUGAUGACUGAGAUCGCCCGUCAACUGGUUGCUGCUGCAGCCAACCUGGAAUCGCUCUACAAUCAUCCCAAAUUGGUUAAUGAAUGGAUUAGAAGUGGGCUCGAUGACUUGAUUGUGAGCUUUUAUUGUAGUUGAAAUUUUUUACCCAUUUUUUGACCGAAUUUUUAAAAAUUUCGGAAUUUUUACAAAUAUUUUCAGGACCGAGCUAAAUCCGCUGCCGAGAUCAUUCCCAAACUGCCGCCGAAGAAAAUUUGA